AAUUGGUCCAUUAUCUGCAGUUCCUUCUUCCUCCCGCCCGUUUCAUUUUUUCUUUUUAAAAUUUAAAAAGCAAAAUAUUUCAGCUAUAUUUCACUUUCCACAAACAGACUACACUGGACAACACUACAAAAAAAAGUCUGACUAUCACAACCAAAAGUAUUUAUUUCACUCUCAGAAAGAAAUAAAAACAACAAAAAAUAAAGACACUCCCACACACACACACACAGUCACACAGUGAAAUUGGCCUCAAAUCAAACCUGUCUUUUACUUAUCAAACCAUAAUCCGCCAUGUGUGUCUUUUCACCCUCUCACUUCACAGUUCACAAACCAAGCCUCCUCCAACUUUACUACACCUGUUAGUACUUAGUACCCUGUUUCCGGUGGAAUUAUGCCAGCAUCGCCGGCGUUGAUAUGCUGCAUUCACUGAUCGCCGCCUUCCUCCUCUUCUUCCUCCACUUCCAUUAUGUCUGAGCAUUCGGCUGCCGGAGCCGGAGGUGGUGCCGCCCUGUACGGCCAUGAUGACGAUUCCGACGAAGUUAUGCAAUCGUCGCACCCCGGCCCCGACGACGCCUGGAUCUCUUCCAACGCCGGACCUUACGACGCUUCCAUCAUAACCCAUCUGUUCGAAUCGGAAUCCCAACAGGGAGGAACCCAAAUCCGCCACCCAAACGACGCCCUCCGUCCCCACCUUAACGCCUCCCGCCAAGACUCCAUUAACUGGAUGCUCAAGGUCCAUGCACAUUAUCAUUUCAAUCCUGUAACGGCUCUGCUUUCCGUUAACUACUUUGACCGAUUUCUGUCUUCUUACUCUCUUCCGGCCAUCUCCCAUCCAACCACUCCUGAUUCAUUAGGAAGUGGUUGGGCAUACCAACUAUUAUCAGUGGCAUGUUUAUCGCUGGCUACGAAAAUGGAAGAACCAACUGUACCAUUACUUUUAGACCUUCAGAUCAUGGAGCCCACAUACGUAUUUGAUCCCAGGACUGUUCAAAGGAUGGAGCUUCUGGUUAUGGCGGGUCUUGAUUGGAAGCUCUGUUCUGUCACCCCUUUUGAUUUCCUGGAUUAUUUCGUCUCCAAGUUGCCAUAUUUUCAUCAGUCCAUUCACAUUGCUUCUGCCUUUUCCAGCCUUGUGAUGAAUACCAUCAGAGUGGUGGACUUCUUGAGAUUCCCGCCGUCGGUUAUCGCCGCCGCUGCCGUGAUAUUAGCCACCGGGAACAAUGUGGAAUUACCCGACACAUUUUACGAGAGAGUCAAUAAAGAAAUGGUGAGAAGCUGUCAUCAACUAAUGGAGGCGUACAUGAUUGACACGUGCCCUUCUGCUGACCUUAAAGCCAGGUCAUGUGUGGAGAUGGAGACUGAGCUGCUGCUAUCUACGCCGCCCAGUCCAGUCGGCGUCCUUGACUCCGCCGCUUGUGUCAGCUGUGAUACCCGCUCUGAGAAUCCCAGUUCUGCACCGGAGAACGGAAGCGGCAGCGGUGCCGGGGAACUGCAUGAGCCGGAAUAUAAGCGGUUGCGACGGUAGACCGGCUCUGUCCUGAUAUAUAUAUAUAUAUAAAUUGGUGAAUUUAUUAUAGUACCUUUUUGCAAAUUAGUAGUAUUAAACUGGAAAUAUUUCCUUAUGAUUAUUAUCAUUUAUUUUUUUGCAAAUGGAUUGUACAUAUUGGCAAGAGGAAAUUUGUGGUAACUUUCGGUAUUUUUUAAAAUGUUGUGGUCAUUUCGUGAUUAUCAUGUUUUUUUAUUAACUAAUUAUUAUAUAAUUU
Oldenlandia corymbosa var. corymbosa is the source of this 1757-nucleotide messenger RNA. The record is from the annotation of a GenBank genome assembly. Lineage: Eukaryota; Viridiplantae; Streptophyta; Magnoliopsida; Gentianales; Rubiaceae.